UAAUCUCUUAGCUAAGUUAUCCUCUUAUCCUGUUGGCCUGUGCAGGGCAUUGAAGUCAGAGCAGCACGUACUGGCUUUUUCCUAACGUGGGUCCUGUUGCCCUUACAUCCGGCACAUCAGAAACAUUGAAUUGCACUUUAAAGAAAAUUCAAAUUUCUACCUUCCUCAAAAUUCAGGUUCCUGAAUCAUUCCCUCAAGUCUCACCUUUAGAAUAGCUAGUCAUGGAGGUACAGCCCAAUCAGCUAAGAACUUCUCCAGAUUUCUUCUGGCAAACUCAUUCCAAACUCAGAGAACUAUAGAUCUUGGUGAAAGAACUGGGAAAUUUAGAAGUAGAUUCUCUCGCAUCUGACUUAGGAGUCAGACAUCAGAUAGAUACAGUGAUAUUCACAGCAUCCUCAUUGAUCCACGUCAUUGUCUUGGGAUUGCUACAAGUUGGGGAAUGAGCAGCCCUCCUGGUUACCCCGGGAUCAGGAUAUCAGGGUGCUGGGCCCUUGGAGCUGAAGGCAGCAGUGCUGAGUCUCUAGAUAGACUUCUUCCUCCUGUGGGCACAGGCCGAUCACCACGGAAACGGACCACUAGCCAGUGUAAAUCUGAGCCACCCCUGUUGCGGACCAGCAAAAGGACAAUCUACACAGCUGGGCGGCCCCCCUGGUACAAUGAACAUGGGACACAGUCAAAGGAAGCUUUUGUCAUUGGCCUGGGUGGAGGUAGUGCCUCUGGGAAAACCACUGUGGCCAGAAUGAUUAUUGAAGCUCUGGAUGUCCCCUGGGUAGUCCUGCUGUCCAUGGAUUCCUUCUACAAAGUACUUACCAAGCAACAACAGGAACAGGCAGCCAACAAUGACUUCAAUUUUGACCAUCCUGACGCCUUCGAUUUUGAUCUCAUCGUUUGUACCCUCAAGAAACUGAAACAGGGAAAAAGUGUGAAGAUCCCCAUCUAUGAUUUUACCACACACAGCCGGAAAAAGGACUGGAAAACCCUGUAUGGGGCCAAUGUGAUCAUCUUUGAAGGAAUCAUGGCAUUUGCAGACAAGCAGCUCUUGGAGCUCUUAGAUAUGAAGAUUUUUGUGGACACAGACUCCGAUAUCCGCCUGGUACGACGGCUUCGAAGAGAUAUCAGUGAAAGAGGCCGGGACAUCGAGGGGGUCAUCAAGCAGUACAACAAAUUUGUCAAACCAGCCUUUGACCAGUAUAUUCAACCUACUAUGCGGCUUGCAGACAUUGUAGUUCCCCGAGGGAGUGGAAAUACCGUGGCCAUUGAUCUGAUUGUUCAGCAUGUCCACAGCCAGCUGGAAGAGAGGAAGCUACGCUGGGAUAUGGCAGCCUUGGCCUCAGCCCACCAGUGUCAUCCUCUCCCAAGGACCCUUAGUGUGCUGAAGAGCACCCCCCAAGUGAGGGGGAUGCACACCAUCAUCAGGGAUAAGGAGACCAGUCGAGAUGAAUUUAUCUUCUAUUCAAAGAGAUUAAUGAGACUUCUCAUUGAGCAUGCUCUCUCCUUCCUGCCCUUCCAGGGUUGCACAGUCCAGACACCUCAGGGACAGGACUAUGAGGGCAAAACUUACGCUGGGAAACAGAUCACGGGGGUGUCCAUCUUAAGGGCUGGGGAGACCAUGGAACCGGCUCUGAGGGCGGUGUGCAAAGACGUCCGGAUUGGCACCAUCCUCAUCCAGACCAACCAGCUCACUGGCGAGCCAGAGCUACACUACCUUCGGCUCCCCAAGGACAUCAGCCAGGACCAUGUGAUCCUGAUGGAUUGCACGGUGUCCACUGGUGCGGCAGCUAUGAUGGCGGUGAGAGUGUUAUUGGAUCACGAUGUUCCGGAAGACAAAAUCUUCCUGCUCUCACUGCUGAUGGCCGAGAUGGGGGUCCACUCCGUGGCCUAUGCCUUCCCGCGGGUGAAGAUCAUCACCACAGCUGUGGACAAGAAGGUGAACGACCUUUUCCGCAUCAUCCCCGGCAUUGGAAACUUUGGUGACCGCUACUUUGGGACAGAUGCCCCGCCUGACUGGAGUGAUGAGGAAGAACUAGCUGUGACUUAGCCCACCCAACCUGCCAAGGAAAUCCUUGCCCUCUCCCCUCCUUCCUCUCGUCUUCCUUGACAAGCCUCGGACCUCCGAAACAGGGCUCGUCAGGAAGGGCUGGGGAAGGACUGGACUCACAGAGUCCUAGGGCAUCAGGGAGAGAGAAGAGAGAUUAAUUUAUUUUGAUUUAGUGUUGACAAUAUAAUUUAUUCCAAAAGUUUUAUUUUAAAAAAUGAAUUAAAAAUGUUAACCAUAUUAAAGUUACCAGUAGGAUUAGAAUGGUGGAUUAA
Molecule: messenger RNA, 2310 nt
Organism: Sarcophilus harrisii (Tasmanian devil)
Lineage: Eukaryota; Metazoa; Chordata; Mammalia; Dasyuromorphia; Dasyuridae
Gene: UCKL1
Product: uridine-cytidine kinase 1 like 1
Exons: 15
Coding region: 440-2038 (532 amino acids)
Cellular component (GO): cytoplasm
Molecular function (GO): ATP binding; kinase activity
Source: RefSeq, a predicted model, not a curated record